Carassius auratus (goldfish) is the source of this 7206-nucleotide messenger RNA. It is a transcript of the gene rpgrip1, whose product is annotated as RPGR interacting protein 1. The record is from RefSeq and is a predicted model, not a curated record. Gene Ontology annotation, cellular component: photoreceptor connecting cilium. The transcript is spliced from 28 exons. Bases 257 to 4330 code for a protein of 1357 amino acids. Gene Ontology annotation, biological process: retinal rod cell development; non-motile cilium assembly. NCBI's taxonomy places the organism in Eukaryota, Metazoa, Chordata, Actinopteri, Cypriniformes, Cyprinidae.
ACAGCGUAUUUCAAAGAAUGAGAGAAACGAACUAUCAAAUCUAAAACGAGAGAGAAGUUUCAUGCUGAAGCUGAUGAGUUGACUGUGAGGAUGACAGAAGUACAGGUGGACAACAGGAAAGGACAGACAGGUGAGGGAAGAUGAAUGACAUAGACAGGUUCUGAGGGGAGGAUUAACACUCAUUAAAGCUCUGUGCAGCGUGCAGGAGACUCACAAACACACAUACAGUGAUUGGUUGGGUCUGGUAGUUCUCAUAAUGUCAUUGGCAGUGGAUGAGACAGCAGGUGACCUCCCCGUGAGGGAUGUGGGCUUGAGAGCGGGGCUGUUAACUGUCCUCACAGAUACAGAUCAAGACACUAGAAACUGGAGAAGACCACCACAGGUAUUCAAAAUAAAGGAUCGCCAGCGAUUGUUCAAAAUAUCACGCGAGCAGCUGGAGGACCAAUGUCUCCAUCUACAGGAGGAGAACACACUUCUCAAACAACACAGCCGCACACAAGAGCAAAAACUAUGCAGGUUGUCAACAAAACUGCUGCGAUUGAAGCAAGGCACUUCGUCUGCUGGGAGGGAUGGAGAGCUGGAGGACACGAUUCAAGAGCUAGAGGCUCGAGUAGCGACUCUAGAGAGUCAGAAGCGUGCACUGCACAGCAAACUCAGUUUAGCCAAGCAACACAUCUUAGACCUGGGCAUCAGGACACAUAACAGGCCACGGACAGGGCGAGGUGUGGAUGGGGACGGAGGGGUCAGACGAGCUGCCCAAACCGCUCCUGCCCGCUAUGGCAUCAGUUCACUGGACUCCAGAGGAGAUAUAGACAGAUUACUUGCAUUACUCAGCAGAUCUACAAUCAUAGAAAACCAGCAAGGGAGGGUGGCAGAGCUGGAGCUGUCUGCUCAUUCUCUCAGAGAAUCACUCAGAGACAAAGAGAAAGAAAUUGAAGGUAUCGUGAAAGACCUGCGCAAACAACAAGCCGAUGGACACAGACUCAUUAUAAAAGAUAAUGUAGAUGUGAUAAGAUUGCAGAAGCAGCUUUCUGAAAAGAGCACCUCCCUUCUGGUCCUUCAGGAAAAGUUUGCUGCUCUUCAGGAGGCUUAUGAGAACCAGCUGGAGGAGGGCCAAAGGUCUUUAAAAGAGAGCCAAGGAGCACUGCUGGGGAAGGUGGAGGAGCUGAGUGAGCUGUUGAAACAGGAGAAGCAGAGAGUGCUGACGCUUGAGGGCCAGCUCAAUGCUGCCACACUUUCACUGCAAGCUCUGGGGGAGCUUCAGGAGAGGGUUUCAGACCUGGAGGGGGAGAGGAACCUCCUGAAGAACAGCUAUGAUUCACUUCUGGAGUGCACUAUGUCUGUACAGAACCAUCAAGAAGGACAACAUGAUAAAAAAGACAAAAGAAGUGAACAAAAUACAGAGGAGAGUUGGAGAGAGGAUUUAUGGAGGCUUGAACAAAGACUGGAGGAAGAAAGGAAAGAAAAGCAAAUGCUGGAGCAGGAGAAGGAACAGAUGAGACAAGAGAAUGACCAGUUUCAGAAGGAGAAGGAGCGAGACAGAGAUAUGGUUACAUUCCUCAGAGAAAAACACGACUGCUUGGAGCGAGAAGUCCUGCAGCACAGGCAGGAAGUCACAUCUUUGCAAGAAAAACUGGACUCUGUUACAAAAGAGUUUGAUAUGAGUGUGGAAGAUCUGAGUGAGACUCUGCUGCAGAUUAAGGCCUUUAGAAUUCAGCGGGAGACUCAAGGGAUGAUGUGUUUCUUGAAAACAGACGAAAAGAUAGAGGAAGCAUCAAAGGAUUUGACUGCAGUACAGGCUUCAUAUGCAGAAACUGUUUUGGAACUCCAGAAAACAAGGGAUUUAUUGUUACUGCAGCAUCGACUGAAUGCUGACCUUCAGAAUGAGAUGAAGACAGUUGUGGAAAAAUCUGAGAGAGAGAGGGAGGAGAAUAGAAGGAGGGCAGGUGAAAAAGACAAAUUGCUGAAAAGCAGAAGUCUUCAAAUCAACAGUUUACAAGCUCAGCUCAAAGACAUAGCAUACAGCCCUAGAAACUAUAAGCAGACCAUACCCCUGCAGUACACCUGGACAGGGCUGGAACAAGAGUCAGUCAAGCCUGCUGCAGAGGGCGCUAUAAUCACACAGCUGCGUGGAGGAGAAUCUCUUCUGGAGGUCCAUCUAACAGGAGCCACCUUCACACCUCUGGGAUUGAGACUCAUGGGACAAUGCACAGGAGAUCACCAAGGGGUCGCAACAUUCUGCACCUAUGGGUUCCUCGACUUUGAAACCCUCUCAACUUCAUUAAUAUCAGGUGGACAGCCAAAUUAUGGCUUCACCUCGCAAUACGCCCUCACUGAGUUCGACCUGGAGAAGCUCAGGGUUCAGGGUGGGUCCAUCACUGUUGAACUGCACCAGGCGCUUGGAGGGGUGCAAUUUAUGACCCGUGGGAGAGCAAGGAUUUCUCUGAUGGGAGCUCUACAGCGCACGGGUGAACGAAUGAAUAACAGAACCAACAUCACAGGAGCUGAAGGGGAAGUUAUAGGAAUCCUUGAGUUUUGGGUGUGUUUACACCCUCAGGUGGAACUCACAGGACCUCAAAUGGAAAGAGCCACUAGUAGAGCAGCUAUGAGACACACCAGAGGUUCAGAAUGGGCUCAUGGGGAACCAGAGGAAAUAUAUGAUUAUGGUGUAGGGAUACCCAAUGAACUUGAGGUGGUACUGGAGCGCUGUGUGGGCCUCAGUACCCACUGGCCAGGACUACUCCCUGAUGCAUACUUAACAUAUCGCUUUUAUGACCUACCACCUCAUUCUACACCCAUAAUUCAAUGCUGUGUGGAUCCUGUCUUUGAAGACUCAGUGAGCUAUCCAUUAGCUGUAACCACAGAUUUAUUAGAAUACCUGAAUGUGGGCAGCCUGUGGGUGUAUGUGUUUGAUGACAGCGAGCGUCAGACUCCUCCCACAUAUUUGGCAAAGACGCCAAUCCCACUACGAGCCCUUGCAGCAGGCAGACCAAUCAGAGGCGAUUAUGUGCUUCGAGAUCCUGCUGGCAGUCCAAGAGGAAUGGUGAGGGCCACUCUCAGGUGGAAAUACCCUUUCCAGUCACCUGAGACACCCUCAAGAGAAAGAGAAGUAGAAGAGAAAGACAGAAUGGUUCCCAGUGUUGAGGUUUCACAGAGACCCAUUGCAAAGCCCAGGUCUCAGCUUCGGCCUCCACCAGAACAUGGAGUCAAGACCACUGACACUCACCCAUCCACAGCCAUUAGAAGCCCUCAAAAAGGUUCAUUCACACUUCCAUCGCCAUCCAUUCAGGUGACUGAACCCACGUCUUAUCAUCGGAAACCUCCAUCUAGUUUGGCUCAACCUUUAAGAUCGGUUAGACGGAAGCAACACCGCACUGCAGCGUUGAACAUACAGGAAAAAUUGAAACCAACAACGGCACCUUACCUGAGUCCCGCCAUGUCUAUUAAGUCUCAAAAAUCCAAUCGAGUGGACUUGAAACCAUCGACCUCAGUGACGAGCACCCCUCGCAGCCAAAGAAGCUAUCGAAGCGACUCAACACAGCAAAUUAAAAUGGAAGAGGAACAGGAAUAUGAAGAUCAGGAAGAUGAAACUGAAGACAGAACUCAAAAUGACAUGGAUGCCCUUCAGUCUGAUGAAUCAAGAGAUUCAAAUGGAAGUGACGUCAUCAUAAUCCCUCACCCACCAAAACCACAUAAAAAGGGAGACAGACUCAGAGUGGAGAUCCUCUCACUUUCUUUUAACCGCUCUUCUAGUGUUGCACUUGACCAAUCAGUGCAUCAGGUAUAUGUGGAGUACCGUCUCCUAGGUAUUCCCAUGGAGACAACAGAAACACCCAUGUCCCUGCGUAAACCAACAGAUGGGGAGGAAAUACAUUAUAACUUUACACGAGUUAUCCAUGUGGAUAGCAUGGAAGCAGCUCCCUUGAGACAUUACCUCUACACCAUGCUGGAAGGUACAGACCCCAACCAGGGCAGGUUAAAGUUCACAGUAGUCAGUGAGCCCAUGAACGAGCAAGAAGAAUGUAAAGAUGUAGGAUAUGCCUACUUGAAUUUACAAGAACUUCUGCUGACUGGAAAUGAUUUUAUUGAAGAACAAAUCAAUGUUGUUAGUGCGGAUGAAGAACAGGAUGUGGUGGGAAAACUGAAAGUAUCUGUAGAAGCUGCACAGGCUCUUACUGGAAUCUAUCAGGAAUAUCAUCUGAUUGUGGAAAGGGAGAGAGGAGGACCAAUAAAUAGCACAGAGAAUGAGGAGGAGGAGGAAAGUGGGAUACAAAAAAACAACGAGUUGCAUGUGGUUGAUUUUGAAGUUGAUGAAGACAGUGAUUUCUGAAGACAUUUCUUCGGAACAUCUCCAGCCUAAAGUUAUGUUCAAACCAGGCCAGUCUGUAGGGAACAUUCCUUUUUUUGUACUAACUCUACAACAUCCAAAAUUUCCCUCUUGCAACAUUUUCAACCGUUCAAAACCUAUGACACUGUCAUGUUUAAAUUAUAGAAAACAUGAAUGUGGUUUAAGUUGCUAAAUGUUUUAAUAUAAAAAAAUGUAUACAAAUAUAGAGCUCCCUAUCUGUCAGUCACUACUAGUUAUGUCAUGAACACAUAGGGGUUUACUUGAUAAACUGUUAAACUUGUAAAUCAUUUGUUUUUGUUUUUUGUAUGUCUUUUUGGAGAUGGUCUGAAAUGAAAGCGAAGGUGAGAUAUUUAAAGUUUUCCUGUGUGACGUUGCUUAUUUUGACUCAUUUUAAUAGUCUAGUAUUUGACGAUUUGUGAGAGCUACUUUCUUUUAUUGUGUUGAUGGUGUCUUAUUGUCUUCUUUUGUGUUGUUGACUGUAUCAGUGAUAUAUUUAUUACGUUCUAUUAUAUUUUUAUUUAUGCUCCUCAGCAUAAAACCUGAAUGAGUGCAUGCACUUGUCAUCUAUUUAUACCCGUAUGCACUGGGAGUGGCUCAGGAAUGCAGAAUCCACUAAUCAAAAUUCACUGUUGUUUUCUCUGAAAGUCGGAGUGGACUGGGGCUCUCAAGUAAACCCCCAUGUCAUCACAACAUAACAUCUCCAUUCCCUCCAUCAGGGAACGAGGGUUAUGUAUGUAACCAGGAUGAUAUUUUAAGUCUCUUAACCACAGUCAGUAAAACAACAUAAAAAAUGCAGAAGGAAAUGAGUGUACAGCCACAAUAAUUUAACCAAAACAUUAUGUUUUUGAUGGCGCAGGAUAAAAGUCACUAGAGAACAAGUGACUGCACAUAUGUAUAAAAUAUAUGCUGUACUGUAAAUUUGAAGCUUUGAGCAGAUGUUGGAACAAAAUUUCCAUUAAAAAAAAAAACAACAACAAAAAACCCCAGUGAGAAUUGGAUACAUGCUUAUUGAAAUGAUAUAGUUUAUUUGAAAUCAUGUGGAUUGGGUUCCAGUGGUUUCACUUGUAAAUAAACAACUCUGAUUGUUUUUGUUUAUAGCACGCAGAAGCUUCAAGCUUUUAGACCGAGAUUGGAUCGAGUCCAGCAUGUGCUCAAUAACCAACCGAUAUGAUGUCAUUUCCCGUAUCCCCUUGGUGACAUCAAGAAACUUCCUCCUUUAGAGAGGAACCUCAUACCAAUGACACUGGUCAAGUCCAUGCUGCAUCUUUCACCAGCCUCUUCUGCUUUCUCUUGAGGUUUUGAUUGCCCCAUCUGUUUAAGAGUUGCUAAAUAAAGCGCUUCUGUUCUCUAGAAAACAACAGCCUGGGAAACUUUGAAAUCCACAUUAAAAUGCAGCAAAAGGUUUUGGCGUUUUAUACAAAUGAAUGUAGUCACAUUUUAUACAUUUUUAGGCCUCUAAAUCAACAUGAACAAAAUUUUUUAAAAACCCGUUGUAUAAUCUUCUACAUGCCUUCUGUCAUCUGAUUGAUAGUUUAUACUUUUUUUUUUUUUAGCAUGUAAAAGUUCUUUUAGAAUAAUUAUAAAACCAUCUCCCUUAAUGUUGAUAUAUAUUUUUUGCUGUCAGAUCUUUACUGAAUGCAAGAAGCAUUUUUUUAGCAUUCAGGCUAACAUUUUCUACCUAACAUGUGUUCCCUGGGAAUUGAACCCACAACCUUGCGCUGUGCUUUACCACUUGAGCAACAGGAACACUAUUUUAUUUUAUUUGUACAAUUCAACCAUCAAUGUGCUUUUUUGGCCCACACAACAUCAACAACUCAAUUGGUAGAGCACUGCACUAUGAAGCACAAGGUUGGGGGUUCGAUUCCCAGGAACACAUGAUAUGUAAAAAUUGAUAAUCUGAAUGCGCUGUAAGUCGCUUUGGAUAAAAGCAUAUGCUAAAUGCAUAAAUAUUAUUUGGAGAUAUGGAGUGACAACUGAUAUUUAUAUAUUUUUCUUUCUUUUUUUUUUACAUUUCCUACUGCUCCAUAUAUUUCACACUAUAUGGACCAUCAAAAUUGAUACUUAAUUUUUUUUUAUAAUAAUAAUGGUCUAAACCAUGCCAAGAAAAUAAAAGAAAAAUCAAUGUUCAAAAAAAAAAAAAAUAAAAAAAAAAAAAAAUAAAUAAACAGGCAUAAGGUAAGCUCUUAAAUAAGUUUUGUUUUGCUCUUUGCUUUGUGUAUGAUUCUAUAUCUACUGCACUGUGAGAAAACCAAUAUUAUUUUAGAUCCCUCUUAUUUGUUGUACCUGGUUAAACAGUACUAUACAAAUUAAUUUUAUAUAAAACUAGUAUUUUAAAAUGUCCCUUUUUCAGUUAGGUCUGUAUAUCUAUUAGUCAUAGAAAUAAAUUGUUUGCAAGGCAUUCAUUGCAGUUUAGUGGUUUUCAGAACAUAAACCACACAGAAAGCAUUGAAGCACAAAUACACCACCAGAUACCUUUUUCAUAUCUCAACAACACACAUAAUGAGUCAGCAGCUUUAAAGUCCUUAUCUCUGCGGCCGGCUGACAUAUUCUAGCUGCCUUUAACAUCAGUUAAAACAUCUGGUGUUCAUGCGUAAGGAUGUGUGCAGUGUCAAAUAAGCAAGAAGAGCAGUUUUCCUCCCUGUCAGCACUUUAAAGAGCAGGUUUAUUUAGUCAGAUAAUUCAGUGUAAUAUAAUCUAAUAAUUAUUAUUAUUUUUUUUUAAAUAUACAUUUUUACGGAUAAUGUGUAAAGUUGAUAUUGUAAUUACUGUAAAUCAUGUUUACAUAAAAUUAUAAAAAAUAAAUAAAGACUAAAUUCCCUUACGAACGCUCCCCAUUUUGACAAGGGAUGGCAUUUCAC